AUGUCUUCCACAGAAUGGGUGGAGAUCAUCGAGCCCAUCACCAAAGUGCACAUGUACGCCAACCUCACCACUGGAGAAUGUGUCAAAGAAAGACCACCGGGGAAAGUCAAAAAGAUGGACGAAAACCAGUGGUGGGAGUUAUUUGAUCGUGAAAAUUCUCGCUUUUACUACUACAAUGCAGCAAGUCAAAGAACAGAAUGGCACAAACCACAGAAUUGUGAUAUCAUUCCAUUGGCAAAACUUUGGACCCUGAAACAGAAUACUGAGGUUCGUGAUAAUGAAGAUAACAAAAUUCACAUCAAAAAAGAAUCUGUAUCUACUCAAACAACUAAUAGAGGGAUCGGUGUUGAUGGCUACAUUCGGAUUACAAAGCCUCCCAUGUGCACAGUCUCCACACAAACUAGUCCAACAGCUUCUCCCCGAGAUACUUGCAGGAACCAUCAUAGACAUCAUCAUCAUCGGCAUGCUUCCAGUCCAUCAGCAGGUUUAUAUUCAUCUCGUAGUCCUUCCUACAGUGAAGAUGUAACAGUUCCAGAAGUACGAAGGGAUGGGCAGUACCAACCUCAAAAUUCUAAUUCAUAUUCCAGUCGUUCUAAUGAUUAUGGGCGCUUACAACCUUCCCCUAUGAAUCCACCAUCUCAUGUUGGUCACAGGAAACAUGAUUCCUGUUGCUCAUCUGAUAGCAUUGGUUCUUCUUUUUCACAAAAAACACAAGAUCACAGUCCUGAACAAAAUGGGCACACGUUUGAUUCUCGUUCAAACCAAAAGUCCUUAGAAUCUAGUAGACGUCAUCGUUCCCUGGAUCAUGAACGCGGAACCACCAGCACUUCCUGGAAGCACCAUAGUAUAGACGAUCAAGGAAAUAUUGCUCGUACUGCCCCCUCUAGGAUCAACGAAGCUCCUAAACCACAACCGCACCGUAAACAUCGCAGUGAAGAUCUGUCUCCCAAAACCAAUGUGUUUUCUGCAUUUCCUCAGUCCGAGAGCUGGGCCACUGACACAAACCGCACUCCAGCAAACACCAGAAAUCAGUGGUCUCACAGUACUUCUGAUUCUAGCACAUCUAGUCCUCAAAGUCCUCCCAUUGUGCCAAGCCGAGAAGUUCAAGUCAUACGAAGUGAAGACGGUAGUCUCUUUGCAUUUAGUGAUGUGCCACAUGGCUCAAGUGAUAGUUCACCGCAGUCUUUGGAUUCGGCCCGAGGUUUAGACAGCAGCUUUGUUUCGCAAAGUAGUUUGAUGUCCUUGGACAGUCAGCAGAAAAGUGUAUCGGAAUCUGCAACAUCACCAAACCUGAGGCAACUUCAGAUGGCUCCCAAAGUAACACCGUAUGACAAAGAACAGAUUCGUGGUAAACUCCAUCAUGUCCAAGACAGCAGAGAAAUGCCAAGUUCAUACUACCAUUCUAGUGCAAUAUCUCAUGAGCCAAAAGCAAAUGUUAUGAAUAACUCUUUUCGGCAAAACGAGCAGCCGACUCCCUUGUACAGUAACCUUGAUUACCCCUCCCUUUGGGACUCCCAAGCUGACAGCCAAACAUACCUACUACCCCUUCAGCAUUACCUACUAGAGCAAGCCAAGUUGUCAGGUUAUCAGUUUGGAGAUUUCAUUGGUGAUGAUUUAGACUCACUUUCCCAAAGUGAUGACGAUUCUGAUGGUCAUAGGGAAGAAGAUGAUGAUUUUGCUGAUGAUGAAGCAAUGAGUCAUCAAGAUUCUUCAUCUCAAGAAUAUUUAGAUGAUGUAAGAUACUUUGAUGAAGAUGAGGAUGAAGUAUAUUGUGAGCCACCUCCUAAUUUCCAAGAAACUGAUGCUAGUCACUUAAGUAGCACUCGACAUUCAUCAUUGAGGAGAAAGAAUACAAAUUUAAUUCCUAGUCAUUCACCAUUAUUAGACAAAUCACAGUCUUUCCAGCCCGAAUCCAUGCAUGGACAAAUCCCCCGACCACUUUCUAUGUUGGCAACAACCGAUGCAUCUGCAAGCAUUGAUCAAGUAUCUGCAUUGCAAAGACAGGUGGGAUCAGUUGGUGGUAACAAUACAGGAAAAGAAAAGAAACAAUCAACUGAAAGUGAUAUUGAGAAAUAUGCCCAAGAUAACUUAAAUCGCCAUAAGAAAGGAAUCUUUAGAAAAAAAUUUACCAUUCAAGAUAUGCUUUCAUGGUCUAAGGAUCCAAUCCGCAAGCCAAUGAUAAUGACAACAGACAAAUCUCUUAAACGAGACGCUUGUGAGCUAUUCAAAUUGACUCAGACGUACAUGGGUGAUAGAAAAACCAAGAGUGGACAGACCAUAGAAGCUGUUGUCUUGGAAAUUGCGACUAAAGGCUGGAGUAGGCAAUCAGUUAGAGAUGAGCUUUUUGUACAGAUCUGUCGUCAGAUUACGGAUAAUCCCAGGAGGGAGAGUCUCAUACUAGGCUGGGAGCUGAUGGCGAUUUGUCUGAUGUUCUUUCCUCCCUCUGUUAAAUUUCAACCUUAUCUAGAAGGAUUUAUCAACAGGCAUAAAGAUACUGCAUUCGAUUCCCCUGAUUUCAAACUCAGUCAUUAUGCUGCCGUUUGUAGUAAACGCCUCGAAAGGAUAGCCAAAAGUGGUGCCAAGAAAGGAUUACGCAAGCCUACUUUUGAAGAAAUUGAGCAAUCAAGGAUUCAAAUCUUUAGGCCUUCCAUGUUUGGCAAUUUAUUGGAAGAAGUUAUGGCAUUGCAAGAGAACAAGUAUCCAAAUCGUUCCUUACCAUGGAUACAAACCACCUUAUCAGAAGCAGUUUUGAAACUAAAUGGUGCACAGACAGAGGGAAUAUUUCGAGUUCCUGGAGAUAUUGAUGAAGUCAAUGCCAUGAAACUCCAAAUUGACCAGUGGGAAGUGCCGGAAUGCAAUGAUCCUCAUGUACCUGCUUCUUUGCUGAAGUCAUGGUACAGGGAAUUGUAUGAGCCUCUCAUUCCAACUGAUUUUUAUGAAGAGUGCAUUCAGUUUUGCUUAGACCCCGAAGCUGCCGUAGCUAUCGUUCAAAAGUUGCCAGAGAUCAAUAGGCUUGUCUUAUCAUAUUUAGUUCGAUUUUUACAAGUGUUUGCUGCGGAACAAAAUGCAACUGUAACUAAAAUGGAUGCUAGUAAUCUUGCAAUGGUAAUGGCACCCAACUGUUUGCGUUGCAUGUCGAAUGAUCCAAGAGUCAUUUUUGAAAACACGAGGAAAGAGAUGGCUUUCAUCAAAAUGCUCAUUGAGAAUUUGGAUACUACUUACAUGGAGGGUGUUAUGUAAAAUUUUGAAAGUUAUACUUGUUCACUCACUCAUCAGAUAUUAUCUUGU
Uloborus diversus is the source of this 3288-nucleotide messenger RNA. Its product is annotated as rho GTPase-activating protein 39-like. Gene Ontology annotation, biological process: signal transduction. The record is from RefSeq and is a predicted model, not a curated record. Gene Ontology annotation, molecular function: GTPase activator activity; protein binding. Bases 1 to 3240 code for a protein of 1079 amino acids. Gene Ontology annotation, cellular component: cytoskeleton; cytoplasm. The transcript has 17 exons. NCBI's taxonomy places the organism in Eukaryota, Metazoa, Arthropoda, Arachnida, Araneae, Uloboridae.